This is a messenger RNA of Hippocampus comes (tiger tail seahorse), 361 nucleotides long. Its product is annotated as retinal guanylyl cyclase 2-like. The record is from RefSeq and is a predicted model, not a curated record. The annotation marks the transcript as partial. The transcript has 2 exons. NCBI's taxonomy places the organism in Eukaryota, Metazoa, Chordata, Actinopteri, Syngnathiformes, Syngnathidae.
CCACUCUUUGGGACCAUCUUCAACAUGGUUUACUUUGUCGCUAAGGCGGUGGAGGAGCGUCGUCAGGUGAGCGGCGGCCGAUGGGUGACCGGUGAUCAGUUGGUCCAGUCGGACGGAGGCUUUGACUACCAGGGCUUCAACCAGGUGUUGUACGGCGGCAGAGAUGGCCACGGGAUGCAGGCUGGCUAUGUGGUGCUGGACUGCGACAGCGACAAACUCGUGCCCACGCACACGCUCGCUCCAACGCACACCAUCGGGUCGGUUGGAAGUCUGAAGCCGCUGAAGCGCUCCUUCAGCUUCCCGGGAGGGAAACCGCCGAGCGCCAGCUUCUGUUGGUUCAAUCCAGAUGAGGCUUGCACAG